AGGAGCUCCGCGGCUUCGCGGCCGAGACCCACGGCAAGAUCUCGGCGCUGCGCGCCGAGCUGGACGCGUCCCUGGAGGCGGGCUCCGCGCUGCGGCGGGGGGCCCUCGACGCGCUCAACGCCGCGGUGGCGGAGGCGGAGCGGCGCGUCCCAGUGGACAAGUCCGACGCGAUCCCCGCGCAGCUGCUCGGGCCAGACGCGGAGCCGGGCGGGAAGCUCUUCCCGAACCUGGCGAAGAAGGUGAGGGCCAUGUGCGCCCGGAGCGCCGAGGAGGUGGAGGGCCGCUACGUCGAGGCCUGGCGGGCGCUGCUGCAGAAGGACGGCAUCCACGAGGGCCUGGACUCGCUGCGCAGCGAGCAGCGCGCCGCGUGGGAGCAGGCCUUCAAGGACUGCUGCCGGAGGCACGCCCUCGCGCUGGCACAGUCUGACCACCAGGCCGUCUUCCAGACGGUUCCCGCGCGCGGAGCGGGCGCGGAGCCGCUGGCGGUCAUGUGCUGGAACGUGCUGGAGUUCCCCGACGCGGCCGCCGCUGCCCCCGUCCUCGACGGCAUCAACCCGUACUGCGACCAGCUGCUGGCGGCUCUCGGGCGCAAGGGCACCGAGCAGAAGAAGCUGCUCACCGAUGCGAUGUCUUCGGAGCUGGUGGCGUCGCUGCACCGCGACGUGGUGCUCGGGGCGGUGCAGGAGGCCGCGGACAGCGGCGCUGCAGACGUGAUCCUGCUGCAGGAGCUGAGCAGCGGCCACCAGUCGGCCUUGGAGGCCUGGUGCGCGGCGGCAGGCUGGAGCUCGCGCUUCGCGGAGGGCAACGAGGACCCAAAGAAGUGCGACGCGAUCACCGCGAUACUGACCAGGCGCCCCACGGACGAGGACUGCCAGGCGACGGUGCAGGAGAACAAGAAGACCCGGCACUUCGCGGCUGCCAGGGUCGGUGAAGCUUGGCUCGUGUCGUGCCACGUCCCGCACGAGGUGGCGGUGAAGGGGAAGACCAGCGGCAACGAGGAUGUGGCCUUCCGGGUGUUGGUGCAGCUCGCGGAGCGCUUCCGCGGGCCCGCUGGCGGGCCCGGCCUGCUGGUGGUGGGCGGCGACUGGAACGCCGAUGUCCACGCGGUGGGCGCCAGGGCGGCGGCGGAGCCCCCGUGCGGAGCCGCGCGGGUGUCGCCGCACGCGCCGCCGGCCGGGCAGGCGACCUGCAGGGGGUGCGGCGACGUGAUCGACGGCCUGCUGCGGCUGGAGUGGUGACGUCGCGCCCUGCGGAGGAGCGGAGCCUGAGCCCCAGCGCACCGGAGAAGAUCAGGACGGAGGUGCUUCCUAUAGCUUUCGGCCGCCGUGGGCCGGGGCCGUCAGACAACGGCUCAGGACGAACAGCCGGCCCUGGGGAAGGGAUGCAGGAUUCUGGGGGCCCAGCAUUGCACAAGUAAAGACAUCGGACCUUUGGGGAGGAAGGGUGGGGGGGCGGCUGGGCGGCGGCAGCCGCGGUCGACCCUGGCUGCCGCGGCCAGAGUGGUGGCGUUGCGCCGUGUGGACCAGGAGGCCGUGGAACGUCCCGAA
Molecule: messenger RNA, 1547 nt
Organism: Prorocentrum cordatum
Lineage: Eukaryota; Dinophyceae; Prorocentrales; Prorocentraceae
Source: the annotation of a GenBank genome assembly